Phacochoerus africanus (Common warthog) is the source of this 3401-nucleotide messenger RNA. RefSeq names its product transmembrane protein 255A (gene TMEM255A). Bases 235 to 1212 code for a protein of 325 amino acids. The record is from RefSeq and is a predicted model, not a curated record. The transcript is spliced from 9 exons. NCBI's taxonomy places the organism in Eukaryota, Metazoa, Chordata, Mammalia, Artiodactyla, Suidae.
AAUGCUGCUGCCUCCUGGAGCAGAGGGAGGCAGGAGAGGAGGGAGGGAGUAGAGGGGAAGGGAGGGGGAGGCGGCACUUGGGCUGCAGCUUGCAACCAGAGGCAGUCUCUCUCAGCUCUCGGGAGGGACGGGGAGCGGCAGCCGCGGAGUAGGAUGCUCUGCGGGGCGCCCUGAGCCAGGGGCGCGUGAAGCAGCUUUGGGGGCCGGGGCCGGGGCCACAGGGCAGCUUUCACCAUGCAUCAGUCCCUGACUCAGCAGCGGUCCAGCGACAUGUCCCUGCCGGAUUCCAUGGGAGCCUUCAAUCGGAGGAAAAGAAACUCCAUCUAUGUCACCGUGACUUUGCUUAUUGUGUCCGUAUUAAUACUCACGGUGGGCCUCGCUGCAACCACCAGGACCCAGAAUGUGACUGUUGGAGGUUACUACCCAGGAGUUAUUCUCGGCUUUGGAUCAUUCCUCGGAAUCAUCGGAUCAAACCUCGUAGAGAACAAACGGCAGAUGCUGGUGGCUUCCAUCGUCUUUAUCAGCUUUGGUGUGAUUGCAGCCUUCUGUUGUGCGAUAGUCGACGGGGUCUUUGCUGCCAGACACAUUGACCUGAAACCACUCUAUGCUAACCGGUGCCACUAUGUCCCCAAGACAUCCCAGAAGGAAGCUGAGGAGGUGAACUGCCCUCACCUCAGCCGUGGAUUCUGCACACCUCGCAUCCGGGGCAACACCUGCUUCUGCUGUGACCUCUACAACUGUGGCAACCGGGUGGAGAUCACCGGUGGCUAUUACGAGUACAUCGACGUCAGCAGCUGCCAGGACAUCAUCCACCUCUACCACCUGCUCUGGUCCGCCACCAUCCUCAACAUCGUUGGCCUGUUCCUGGGCAUCAUCACUGCCGCUGUCCUGGGGGGCUUUAAGGACAUGAACCCAACCCUCCCAGCACUGAACUGUUCUGUUGAAAAUGCCCAUCCAACUGUUGCCUACUAUGCUCGUCCUCAAGUGGCCUCCUACAAUACCUAUUACCAUAGCCCUCCGCACUUGCCGCCUUAUUCUGCUUAUGACUUUCAGCAUUCCAGCAUCUUUCCAUCCUCCCCUCCCUCUGGACUUUCUGACGAGCCCCAGUCUGCCUCUCCUUCGCCCAGCUACAUGUGGUCCUCGAGUGCUCCACCCCGAUACUCUCCACCCUACUAUCCGCCUUUUGAAAAGCCACCCCCUUACAGCCCCUAAAGAAUGCCUGCUGGCUAUUGAGAUUGUGGCUUUUGUAUUUCUGCUUUAGUGGAAGUGUGUAGGGUACAAAAGUUAAAGUCUGAUUCUUACGCCUAAAGUUUUCCGAUGGCCUGCAGGUUAGGGAAAGAUAGAGAAGCUUAUUUGUUAUCAGUGCAGAGCUCCCAGGGCAGCGCACUCUCUCAGCAAGGCCCAAGAGCCAUCCCAGCAAGAAAUUUGUCAUAUAUGGACCUGCAUUACCCUAUGGCUCCACCUCUGUAUGCAGCAGAAGCGUGCCUGCCACCUGCUUCACUUUGUGCAAACAGAGUGUUGUCCUCGGGCCCUUGGCAGAUUGCCGCCCAGCACCUUGGUUGAAACACCUGGCUUGUAAGGCCCUAUCUUUCCCUACCACUUAAGUCAAUCCCUAAGGAAAAUUUCCCAGGUGAUGGGGCUACAUCAGUGCAGAGAGUUCUGGCUAAGAUUUUGUUUGCCCGUGUCUAGAUGUUGAAAAAGAGCUGCCCGAAUCUCUUACUCCUUUCUUCUCUGUAUUGUAAAAAAAUGGCUGUUGUGAUCAUUCAGCUCAGCUUUUGUGAUUGGUACCUCCCAAAGGGAAAAGUGCAAUAUUCCUCCGGGUUUAUGGGGAACAGGACUGAUUGUUCAAGAAGCACUGAAAUAACACAGAGCAACACGUGAAACGUUUUAUGUAGAUCUCAGUUAUACGUCAGAUAACUUGAGAGAUGUUGGCUCGACUACAUAUUGCAGAUGCUGCAGGAGACAGAAAUCUUACGGUUAAAAUUCAGAGUUUAAAAAUGCUAGAUUAGGUUCUUGGGUCGUGUUAUGAACUGUUAACUAAUCUUUGUGACUAUUUAAUCUUCAAAUAUUGUGCUUCAACCCCAGCAAACCGCACGUAUCCUGCACCCCACCCCAAAAGAAUCAUCAGUAUUUUAAUGCCACUGCUCUUAUUGGUCCUUUUUUUUGUUGAGACCAAUCAUGACAGCGUUCAAGAUUAUGAGUGUUACAAUGCCGCUUCAAGCCCGCAAAACCUCAAAUGUAGCCAACUUGACAAAUUCUUAUGUGUUAUCGUAUAUUUAAAAUCCAUCUGGCCCACCGUGGUAGGUAUUUUUAUAGUUCUUUUACUUACACAAAGCUUUAAACCUCAAUCUGAUGAAUUUAACACUUUGGCACCCACACCUUCACUUCAGAAUGAACACUUUCAUUGCAAUCUCGUUAACCUAAGAAUUGACUGAUUUUAAAGGAAGACUGAUAAUUCUACACUUGCACAACAUUAAAAUAUAGGGCUAUAGGAGGGUACCUAAUUAAGACAGUUUCACAGACACAGAACACAUACAGGAAAAAUUUCCAGCCAAUUUUGCUACCUCCCAACUUGAUGGAUUAGAGGUAGCAGGCAAACGCUGGUGCUCCCAUCUACCUUACAGACACCCAGCCGUCAAGAAUUAUCAAGGCACAACAAGUGCCCACAUUGCUCACAGUAAAUGUUUGCAAAACAUCCAGUUUAACUUUUAGCUUCAUGAAUGAUGUCUCAUCCAGAUUUCAAAUUUGAACAACUCUAAUCCUUUUGCGUUAUAUGAAAUUACUAUUAUUUUCUACAGUUCUAGCAUAGUAAAAUUCUAUUGGAUUUCAAAAAGGGUCUAAUAACCAAUUGACUAACUAUACAAAUGUCAACUUGUAAUACUCAAUGAAAUUUUUUUGCUGUUUACACUUUACAUUUUGCUUUAGUGAACAUACGAGUAUUUAUUUUUAAAAGGCACCAUUACACAGUAUAGCCUACAUUUAUCACAUUUCUUAAAAGUGUUAAGAUUCUAUGACUCAUUUCUAUGUAUUUUUCUUACUUUACAAAAUAACUUGAAACAGUAUAGAUUUUGUAACACUUAAUUUGAGCAGCUUCUUUUUUUAUUAUAUUGAAUUAUAAAGUGCAUGUUACCUUAGAAAAAUUAAUAUUUGCUGCUUUACUCUUUUGCAAAAACAUUUGCUGUAAUGAAAGAAUUUGUAUUUCCAAAAUGUACCUUGAUUGCAUUUUGUAAUAUUUACUGCUUUAUUCCAAAUCCUGCUUCAAAGUAUUGAACUGGGCAUGACAUAUUAAAAUACUAAUCCAGAACCCAUAUAAACUGGAUGUUGCUUAAAAUCUGUAUCACUGCCAUGUUGGAAACCCAAACUGCUUUUGUGAUGUUUCAAAUUAAUAAAAACCAUCCUCC